Molecule: messenger RNA, 1145 nt
Organism: Chara braunii
Lineage: Eukaryota; Viridiplantae; Streptophyta; Charophyceae; Charales; Characeae
Source: the annotation of a GenBank genome assembly
GCCCAGCUAUCGAGGAGCCUGCACUGGAAGGGCUACCGCCGAUAUUACCGAGUACGAGCGAGAGGAUGGAGGCCGAGGCGUCGACUCUGGAAGGCCCAGGGCCGGGAGUGAGAACAGCCCCAAGAGAGACCCACGAAGAGAACUCCGCCCGAGUGCGGGGCUGUCUGGACGAAAUACACUCGAGACAGGCUGAGAUGGAGGCGGCGGGGAUAGAGUCGCCGCCGCCUGUCAAGCCCAUGACGAGCGAGCAGAGGAUUGACGAGUUGUGGGCCAGAUACGAGAGCCAGAGGGAUGCGGCCCGCCAGAGGUCACGAGAGACGGGGCAGGCGGACGAGGAGGCGGGUGAGCUGAGGGAGAUGGGAGACUUGGGUUUCUCUGCGACUAGGAUGCCGGUUGAGCGAGUGGAUAGGAAGAUAUGCGAGACGACAGUUACAUCCUUCCAGUGGUAUAAUCAACUUAGCAACGAGCUCAGGAUCAAAGAGUUGGAGGUGGAACACCUGACUACUCAGCUUGCCAAGGAGAGGGCGAGGAGCCAGGCCAGAGAAGUUGAGUGGGAUAGGAGAUUUGGGGAGAUGGCGAAUAAUGUGGAUAGGCUCUCGGCAGCCUGGGAGGUUAGCCAGGCGGGACGAGCCGGUGCCGAUGGCCAGAGCCGAGGGAUGCAGGCUUCGCCAAGUCAGGGAGCAGCGGUGGAGGCCCCUCGACAUGCCGAGCAAAUGAGGGAGGUGCCCUUGGACACGGCCGAGGAGGAGGGUGGCGCACAGGAGUCGCGUAUGGCUAUGUCCAUGGAGAGGAGGGGCACGCGUUUGCAUGAGCUGGCGGCAGCCAUGGGGUUUGAUACCCCACAGGAGAGGGCUCAGAGACUCGACACUCCAGAGUACGCCCCGAGGUUGGGAGAGCUAAGGGCGGGGCUGGGCUCUUGGGCCACAGGGACGGACUCGGGAGGACCUGAUUCAGGGCGGCAGCAGCAACAGGAGGUUACUAGUGAGCCGGCCGUCGUGGCAGGCUCUCAGUCGUCAGGAUCAUGUGGGGGUGUGGUUGUGAAAGAGGGGCCUCAUGAGGAGGGACCCCGAGAGUUUGACACGUCAGACUAUAGGCCUGUGAGCACAGUUGUAUGAGAGGGUGGGGAUGCCGAGGCUCUGGAGACC